Messenger RNA from Vigna radiata var. radiata (mung bean), 953 nucleotides. Its product is annotated as L-idonate 5-dehydrogenase. The record is from RefSeq and is a predicted model, not a curated record. The coding region runs from base 171 to 779 and encodes 202 amino acids. Lineage: Eukaryota; Viridiplantae; Streptophyta; Magnoliopsida; Fabales; Fabaceae. The transcript is spliced from 3 exons.
CAUGUACAUAUGAUGUGACCAUGACUAGUAAAUUUUAAACAAUUAUUAUAGCCAUGGGUGAACUCCAAUUGAAACUCUUGUAUGAGUUUCCUUUUUCUCUUUUGUAGAUAGUGCAUCNUGCAGACCUAUGUUUUAAGCUUCCAGACAACGUGAGCCUAGAGGAGGGGGCCAUGUGUGAACCCUUAAGUGUUGGUAUUCAUGCUUGUAGGAGAGCUAAUAUUGGACCAGAAACAAAUGUGUUGGUCAUGGGAGCUGGACCCAUAGGACUUGUUACACUGCUUGCAGCUCGUGCUUUUGGAGCACCCAAGANUGUCAUUGUUGAUGUUGAUGACUAUCGUUUAUCUGUUGCAAAAUCUCUUGGUGCAGAUGACAUUGUUAAAGUCUCAACAAACAUUCAGGAUGUNGCUGAAGAAGUUGAGCUGAUACANAAGGUUAUGGGAGCUGCUAUAAAUGUUACCUUUGAUUGUGNUGGUUUUGNCAAAACCAUGUCUACAGCAUUGGNNGCNACUCAGCCUGGUGGCAAGGUUUGCCUAGUGGGAAUGGGACAUUCUGAAAUGACUGUCCCACUCAGCCCUGCAGCAGCAAGGGAGGUUGAUGUGAUUGGAGUUUUUCGCUAUAUGAACACAUGGCCUCUUUGUCUUGAGUUUCUAAGGAGUGGGAAAAUCGAUGUAAAACCCCUUAUAACUCACAGAUUUGGGUUCUCUCAAAAGGAAGUGGAAGAAGCCUUUGAAACAAGUGCUCGUGGUGGUACUGCCAUCAAGGUCAUGUUCAAUCUUUAGAAAUUGUCUUAUUUUGAACAAAUCAUACACUUUCAUGUUCAUGCUCAUGCUCAUGCUAAAUUCCAAUGUAAUGAUCACUUGGGUUAUGAAUAAAGCGGCUCCAAGAAGAACUUGUGAAGCAUCUACAGAUUCAGUUUGCUUUGUGAAUAAGUAAACCUUCAAAUUCGUUCAUCA